UUUCGUAUCCUGCAAUUGACCGACCUCCAUUUGGGUGAAAAUGCUUGGGAAGAAUGGGGACCGGAACAGGAUCGAAAGACCUACCAAGCGCUGUCACGCAUUUUCAUACACGAACACCCAAACACAAUCGAUCUUGUGGUUCUUUCCGGCGAUCAACUCACGGCCAACAACGUGGACGCCAAUGCCACGGCAUACUACCAAAAACUGGCUUUCUUUUUCGAACAACGCAGUAUCCCCUUUGCUGUCAUCUUUGGGAACCACGACGAUGCCCCUUUGGAGCGUCGACAUGCAGACGGUACCGUCACCAUAAUUCCAUCCAUGACAAGUCGUCAGCAAUUGCUGCAAUCCUUGCAGUCGUUUUCGUGUUCUUUGACCCAGUCAGGUCCCUCUAGUGUGCCGGGCGUUUCCAACUACGUGCUGAACGUCUUCCGAGACUCGAGCGCUGCCACAGAAGGUAAGGAGCUUUCUCCUACACUACGUUUGGUAUUCAUGGACACCGGCGGCGGUACUCUUAAUCAGACGCUGACGAAAGCCCAUCAACACUGGUUCCGAAAUCAAGUCGACUUGUUUGUUAACGUUCCACACGUCAUCUUUCAGCAUAUACCUACGGCGGAGUUUCAAUUUUUCUCUCCGGGGUUUGAGGUUCCUUCCUCCCACGCCACCGACUCUGCGGUUGCAUGUCGUGGCCUUCACGAGGAUGGUAUAGCUCCCGUCACUACCGACUUCGGAUGGCUCCCAUACCUGUAUGGUUCGCGUUUGCCAGUCUCUUUGGUGGCAGUUGGUCACAACCACGGCAACGAUUAUUGCUGCCCCUACCCCGCCAAAUCCUCUCGCGAUGGGCUUCACCUAUGUUUCGGACGACAUUCCGGCUACGGGGGCUAUGGUUCCUGGGAACGCGGCGCUCGUGUAUACGAGUUUUCGCUGCCCGUCAAUGCAACCAGCAGCUACAAUCACACGUUCCCGGAUAUUCUGUCAUCGUUGCGUUGGAAGACCUGGGUCCGUCUGGAAUCAGGAAGCAUGGUAAAUGAG
Phaeodactylum tricornutum CCAP 1055/1 is the source of this 1029-nucleotide messenger RNA. RefSeq lists its product with no specific name. The record is from RefSeq and is a predicted model, not a curated record. Gene Ontology annotation, cellular component: cytoplasm. Lineage: Eukaryota; Bacillariophyta; Bacillariophyceae; Surirellales; Neidiaceae. The transcript has a single exon. The annotation marks the transcript as partial. Gene Ontology annotation, molecular function: hydrolase activity, acting on ester bonds.